Messenger RNA from Geodia barretti, 924 nucleotides. The record is from the annotation of a GenBank genome assembly. Lineage: Eukaryota; Metazoa; Porifera; Demospongiae; Tetractinellida; Geodiidae.
CUGGUAACGGGAAGAACUGGAACGGGAAAGUCGACACUCGUAAAUGCCCUCGUAGGGAAACGUGUGGCCGACACUGGAAACAAAUUGUGUGCAGUAACGCAAAACGUGACGAGCUACGUGGCAAAGGCGAAAGACGGCGUGGAAGUUCUGGUGUGGGACUCGCCUGGUCUUCAGGACGGCUCCGGAAAUGAGUCCGAGUAUCUCGCUGAACUUAAAGAAAAGUGUAGUAAUGUCGAUGUUAUCAUAUACUGUAUCGACGUUUCAGCUGCUCGCACUCAAUAUAAUAAAGACGAAGAGCAAAUAAGCGACCUCCGCGCAAUACAGCAGCUGAUUGCAACUUUCGGCCAGGACUGGUGGGAGCAUUCUAUCUUCGUUUUGACUCGUGCGAAUGCGCUGGAAGCAGCGCUAAAAGUAAAGCAUGAUCUCAGGAAGCGGUUCAACGGGAGGAUACAGGAUUGGAAGCAACGGAUCCACGAAAUUCUGUUAGGUGAAGGUGUGAGUAAAGAAAUUGUUGACGAAACACCCGUAGAGCCCGCUGGUCACAUCAAAAAGCCCAACUUACCUGGCAGAAAGUACUGGCUCAGCGCACUCUGGAUCAUCUUUCUGGACCGCGCAAAGGAGUGUUCUCAACCACUGAUAACAAAAGUGAAUCUACAUCGCUUGAAGAAAGAGAGCGAGGUGAAGGAAGGCGACUUCGAGAAGGAAGGCGAUGAACAGCCGAUCGUGAUAGAUCACAUGGAAUGGAUUAGUGACAUUUUGAAAGGAGGGUCCGUUGGUGCUCAAGCUGGUGCUGGGGUUGGGGCAUUGGGUGGCAUCAUUGGGAGUGUGGUGGGAGGAGUCGUUGGUGGGGCCGUAGGAGCUGGUGCUGUUAUACUCACUAAAAUCUGGAAGUAUAGAUCUAAAAAGAAGAAGCAGAAGAAGUAG